AUGGAAGAGGGGAACUGCAGCACUGUGACCGAGUUCAUACUCCUACUGACCGAGUCCUCGAAGCUUCAGCUCCUCUUCUUUGUCAUCUUCCUGGCUGUGUAUGGUGCAACGGUGCUGGGCAAUCUCCUCAUCGUGGUACUGGUGGCCUGUAAGCUGCAGCUCCACACCCUCCUGUAUGUGCUUUUGGGGAACCUCUCCUUCCUGGAUUUCUGCUACUCCUCUGUCACCGCCCCCAAUUUACUGGCAGGGUUCCUCCUUCAGGCUCAGGCCAUCUCCUAUGGGGGCUGCGUGGCCCAGAUCUUCUUCUUCCACUUCAUCAGGGGCAUCAAGAUCUUCCUGCUCACCAUCAUGGUCUAUGAUUGGUAUUGCCAUCUUCCAUUUGCUGUGCUAUGUAUGAACCAGGCUGUGUGUGUGGUGCUGGUGGGGGCCUCCUGGGUCGGCGGCUUGAUCCACUCCAUCGUCCAGGUCUCCAUCAUUGUCCAGCUGCCCUGCUGCAGCCCUCAUGAGCUGGGCAACUUCUACUGUGAUGUGCCCCAGGUAGUCAAGCUGGCCUGCGCCAACACCUUUGCUGUGGAACUGCUGAUGGUGUCCAAAAGUGGCCUGAUGACCCACCUGGGCUUCCUGGUGCUGUUUGUUUCCUACUCCAUCCUCCUGGACAAGCUGAGCACACGCUCCAGUGACGGGCAGGCUAAGGCUCUCUCCACCUGCAUCUCCCACCUCACCACGGUGACUCUGUUCUUUGGGCCUUGCGUAUAUAUCUAUGCCCGGUCCUUCUGCUCCUUCCCUAUGGAUAACCCCAUUUCUGUUCUCUACACGGUUGUCACUGUCAUCUACACCCUGAGGAACACGGACGUGCAGCUGGCCGUGAGGAAACUCAGGAAGUUACAUUUGUGA
Dermochelys coriacea (leatherback sea turtle) is the source of this 894-nucleotide messenger RNA. RefSeq names its product olfactory receptor 4D5-like. Gene Ontology annotation, molecular function: olfactory receptor activity. NCBI's taxonomy places the organism in Eukaryota, Metazoa, Chordata, Testudines, Dermochelyidae. The record is from RefSeq and is a predicted model, not a curated record. Gene Ontology annotation, biological process: G protein-coupled receptor signaling pathway. Gene Ontology annotation, cellular component: membrane.